This is a messenger RNA of Malaya genurostris, 4120 nucleotides long. RefSeq names its product centrosomal protein of 131 kDa (gene dila). The record is from RefSeq and is a predicted model, not a curated record. Gene Ontology annotation, biological process: intraciliary transport involved in cilium assembly; cilium assembly; regulation of centrosome duplication. The transcript has 7 exons. Lineage: Eukaryota; Metazoa; Arthropoda; Insecta; Diptera; Culicidae. Gene Ontology annotation, cellular component: centriolar satellite. The coding region runs from base 366 to 3962 and encodes 1198 amino acids.
AUUAUUUAUUACGAUUGCGAUAAACAAUAGUAAAAACACAACUUUGUUCGAAAACUUGUAUGCGCAACAAGUGACAUACAAGCACUAGGCAACCAAGACAACCGCACUAACAAACAUGUGCGAACUGGUAGCUACGGUAGUAAACCACGUGGUCUCUCAUAUUUGUAUACCUACUUUCGUCACUAUGACACCCAAAACACUUGUCCAGGAAACCAGUUACCAAGGCAGCGCCAGUAUUUGUACUGCUUCAACAAACUUCUGAAGCCCACUGUGUUUACAUCAGAUCCGCGGAUACUUUUCUAUAUCAAAGUCAAAUUUUCUACCACUUAAAGUAUGUAGAUUUUUAACGGUUUAAUAACUAAACCAUGGAACUUAGUUUGUAUGGGUCACAGAUUAACCUAGCGACUCGCGAAAAGACUGCAUCUACAAACAAUUAUUUGCAACUCGUAGGAACGGGUGGCUACCGUCCCGGAUCAGCCUUCAAUAGCCGCCCUUGUCCGGCUUACAUAAAACGCCCCUUAUCAGCAGACAGUCAAAUACAGCGGAAAUCUGCUUUCACAGUAGGUUCAAUUCCUGGGAGCUGUUUGUCGAAGCGUAGCACUUCAUCGUCCAGUCUCCUGAAGUCCUUGCUGGCUGAGCCGAUCUCACGUUACUGGGGAUCAAAGACACUGACAGGCGGUCGCUCAACAAAACGAAUGUCAAAAAUAAAAAGUAAAAAAAGAAGUAGCGUUGUCACUAAGAAAAAGACAGUGGAUUGUAGUACAGAAGAGGAUAGCAGCAUGGAUGAUGAUACGCUUGAAUCAAAUAAUGAAACUGAACUAGAGAAUAUCUGGUCCGGAAAUCAACUAAAAAUUUCGCUUGGAGUUGACAAAAAACCUCCACUCCCUCGAAGUAGUACACGAAAGUCGAUCUCGAAAAAACAAAACAAUAAUUCUCGAUUAGCAAAUAGUUCAAGAAUACCACAAAAGAUCGAUUUACCAGGUAGAGUUUCGUUCAGCUCAAACGACCCUUACGAAGUUGACUACAGCGACUAUGAUGAGAAUGAUUUUUCAGCUGAAAAGCCAAAUCAGUUACAGGUGUCGCUCUCUAAUACACAAUCAUUUCAUGAUAACCAGCAAUUCCAUGAUUUAUUACUGGAGGAAGAUAAACCUACACGUAAUAAUCCAUUGAAUUCUGAAGAUAAUUUCUCAACCUCCGAUUACAAGACUGAAAAAAAUGUAACAUUUGGAUCGACAAAAGAGCCGUUAGUUGAUGAAAAUGAGUCAAGUAAAAUAAUUGAAGAAUAUAAAAAAGAAAUUGAAGACAUAAACCGUAGAAGAGAAAUUGAGUUGAAACUGGUCCAAACGGAGAGUUCUAAGCCCUACGAUCCGAAAACGUACACCGUGGUUGAAGUGACAGAGACAUUUGAGGAGGAAAUAUAUAAGAUAGCCGGUACAGAUGAUAAGGAUAUGAUAAACGAGAAACAAUAUCAAGCUGUGGGUGGAGCAAAAAAGGAUGUGAUUAAUGAAUAUUACGAAUGCAUUAAUGAAAUCAUCAACCAACAGAAUAAUAAAACUACACAAAAUCAUAAAGAGGACAUCAUAAAAAUGAAUCUGAACAAUGAUUCAAAACAGAUUCCAUUGGAUAAACACAUCCGAUCGAUAAAAACCAAUUCGAAAUUAGGUACAAUGGAUAAAAACAAUUUGGAUAGUAAUUCCAAUCAAAUAAUCAAAAACCAAUUCAAAGUUAAAGAACAAAAUUUCAAUGAUUCGAAAUCCAACAGAUUGAAUCAGAAAAAUAACUUAAUUCAUAAAAAGAAUAGUAAAACAGUUGAGAAAUCAAAAUCAGCUGAUAUUCAAAAAUCUAUCCUUAGAAAUUCUAAGAAAAACGGUGCGCCAAGUAGAUUCGAGGGCUCACUUUGUCGACAGGAUAGCAGUAUCUCGGAAUUUCAGAUAGAGAAGAUUGUCAGCUGGAUGUCUUGCAAUGAAGACUCUAACCAUGGGCGAUACGAAACAACGGAUAUGGUGGCCAUGCGAGGUAUUUUGGAAGCAGAAGACGAAACCAAAGUAUGUUCGCAGACUCCAAUUGAUCCUAAUAAAACGACCGAUGAUGAGUCCUGCUGUAAUUUUGACCAUGGUCAAAGUCGAGAAACAGCAGGAAGUGCACAGAGUAAUUAUGACGAGGAGUCACUACUGGCAAAUGAAAUCAUUAAACCGAAAUCUGAUUUUCAGGCUCUUAAAAACGAAGUCGAAUAUCGAUUGAGCAAUAUCCUCGACUCAAGUGACUCACCGGAUAGUGUUGGACAUCAGACAUUCCAACAUGAACAGAACGAUAAUAAUAAGGCUAAGGAUCUGUUCUUGUAUCUCGAUCAGGUGGAGUUAAAAUGUGAGAAGGUACUUAAAACGGUGGCUCCAUCGGAAUCAGAUCGGUCGGAAUUUGAAUUUGCAGCAGAGCCGGAUUACAUGGAAUCAAUUCCAAAAAUGAAUGAUCUUCUGGAGGUACCCAUUCAUCAGUUGGCUAGGCGUGUGAUAAAACUUUCUCUGCGUGCUAAUGAGCUGAGUAAUGCAAUGCAUCUUUCGAAAGAUCACGUAUCGAAUCUGAAGGCCGAUAAAAUGAAAGCACUCCGAUUAGAGAAGGUGGCCUUUCUGAACAAGAUGAAAGAGCAGAAAAAACACUACGAGGAUAUCAUCGGUCGUCACCAAGAGUUCAUUGAUCAGUUGAUAAAAGAUAAGUCGGGACUUUGUGAGAAGGUCACACAGAUGACACGAAGAAUUGAGUCUCAAAAUCAAAGCUGGGAGCAUCGAUUGAAGACAGAGUUGGAAAGAGCAAAAGAUACCGCACUUGCAGCCGAAAAAAUUAGACGCGAAAAAUGGGUUAGAGAAAAUACUAAAAAAAUAAAGGAGUUAACCGUAAAAGGCUUGGAACUAGAAAUCAACAAAAUGACGGCAACUCAUCAAAAAGAAGUGGCAGAAUUGAAACGACAACAUAAGGAUGAAAUUAUUUGCACGAUUUCGGAUCUUAAACUGCAGUACGAACAGAAGGAAGCUGAUAUUCGGCAAAUUCUCCAAAAAGAUAGAGAUGCUUUCAUCGAAAGGGAAAGACAAAGUCUCCUAGAAAGGUUUGAUAAACAAGUCAACGAAGAACGAUCGAUAUUCGAACAGCAGCGUCAGCAUUUGCUGAGAGAAUUCGAAAUUGAAAAGGAAAGGAAUUUGAAGGAGCUUAAGAAUCGUAAUCAGUACUUUGAAUCUCAGAUACAGGAAUUGAAGAGCGAAAGUACUAAAAAUUUGGAAUUCGCUCGCAAAGAAUAUAUUCAAAUGCUUAAGGAUCGGGAGAACAAGCACAAGGAAGAGCUAGCGAAAUUACAGAAUCAACUAGAAGCAGACUUUUCAAUAUGGAGAAGAAAGCACGAAGAAAGUGCGAAACACACUAUGGAAGAAAGAGAAAAUACCAUCAGACAGCAACUGAGGGCGGAAAGAGAUCAACAAAUUGAUAAAAUUGUCGCUAAAGUUGAUGCUGAAACUCAAAAAUACCAACAGGAUUUCGAUGCCAAAAUGAACCGUAUUAAGGAGAAACACCAGGUGGAAAUGCAUGAACAAGAAGCAACCGAGGCAUUACUGAAGCAGAAACAUCAGGACACACGAGCCAAGCUAGCCGAAAGUGAAGCGACCAUACAGAAUAUGAAAUCUUCUGUAAAGCAACUCGAAUUGCAACUGAAUCAUUCGAAGAAGUUGUGCGAUGAAUUGCUUCGCGAAAAAGAAUCUAUGAAAGAAGAGGCUCGAAAGGAGGUUCAAAACGAAUUAUCAAACAUGCAGCUUGAUCGUGAGCGAGAGAUUGAGAAAAUUUAUUGCAGGGUCCAACAAGCAAUCGACAAAAAAGAUGUGACGAUUGCAAAUUUACAGAAAGAUGUCAAUUCAUUGAAGGAGCGUUGUCUUAAACAGGAUGCCAUAAUUCGACAGCAGCGAAUCGAUUACUGCAUCAAAUAGGUUAAGGACAAAGUAUGAGUAGAGAAAGAUUAGUUGUUAACUGAUCAAAAAAAAACAAUAGAUAAGUAAAUUUGUGAGUCCGUUUUCCAAACAAAACCGAAAAAGUAGUAAACUCUUCUUACCUUACCUUUCCUGUUGAUUACUGUACCAAGCAUGUG